This is a messenger RNA of Photinus pyralis (common eastern firefly), 1642 nucleotides long. Its product is annotated as protein tyrosine phosphatase type IVA 1. The coding region runs from base 717 to 1235 and encodes 172 amino acids. Gene Ontology annotation, cellular component: nucleus. Gene Ontology annotation, biological process: protein dephosphorylation. Lineage: Eukaryota; Metazoa; Arthropoda; Insecta; Coleoptera; Lampyridae. Gene Ontology annotation, molecular function: phosphatase activity. The transcript is spliced from 5 exons. The record is from RefSeq and is a predicted model, not a curated record.
CGGUGCCAUUAGUUGACCCGUCUUUGAAAGUGCUCGAAACGAUUUGUCAACAUGUGAAGGUAGUGUUUUUGAAAAACUGCAAAACAAAGAAAAUCAGUAUUAUUUAAACAUCUCGCUCUCAUCUCUCUCUUACUCAACGGAAAUAUUUCAACUCAGGCGGAAAAAGUCAACAAGAUAAAAGUAGCUUUUUGGUGAGACCUUUCUCGCUUACAUGGAGUUCCAUUUGGACAGCGCAGAAUAUUGCCAGGCCCAACACAAAUAAGCUAUCAAGUUUUAGAAGACUAUAAGAACUAAGUCAUUGUCGCCAUAUUCCUUAGUUACACAUUGUCCGCUGUACCUCAUCUGCAGUUGAUUAAUCCUACUAUCAACAGUACUUUUGCUAAGCAUAUCAAGCAAAAAUUUGUGUAUACAAUUCAACUGAACUGCAAUUUAGAUAAAAAGAUUAUUAUAUUAAGUUAUUGAAAGACUGAAUAAGAAAAUUAACAUUGAAUAAUAUAUCUAGAUAAAUUAUUUGUUAUCGAAUAAUCACUACAUCUCAGUGCUAUCUAGUAUUCUUUGGUUUACGAUAUUGAGCAUAAUUUCAAAUUAUUUGUUAAUCCAGAGCAAGAAGUUAGCUUUUUGAUCUCCUUGUGUAAUAAAAAUACACCAGAAAAAUAUUCUAAAAUUCAAAACGCGUUGUUCAUUAGUGUCUUGUGAAAAAAACCGUUUUAGCAACAAUGCGUCAAAAGGAUAUCAGACCUGCGCCAGCAGAAAUACAGUACAAAGGAUUUAAAUUCCUCAUAACUGACCGGCCUUCUGAUCAGAGUAUUUUAACAUACAUUCAGGAGCUUAAGAAGCACAACGUCUCUGCAGUGGUAAGAGUUUGCGAACCCUCGUACAAAACCGACGAUUUAAACAGCAUUGGAAUUGAAGUAAUCGAUUUAGUAUAUGAUGAUGGCACGUUUCCUCCUAGCGAAGUGGUGGAUGAAUGGUUUAAACUACUCAAAAAUCAGCUUCACGAAAAUCCCGAUGCCUGUGUCGCCGUUCAUUGUGUUUCUGGCCUCGGAAGGGCGCCCGUAAUGGUGGCUUUAGCCUUAAUCGAGCUGGGUCUGAAGUACGAAGAGGCCGUAGAAUUAAUAAGAGAGAAAAGGAGGGGAGCAAUAAACGCAAAGCAAUUAGGUUUUCUUGAGAAAUACCGUCCCAAAUCUCGACUAAAGCUAAAGAAUGGUCAUAAGAACUCAUGUUGUGUGCAGUAAUACCACAUUUCUGUGUUCAUUGGAGGAUGUAGCAACAUCGUAAUUUUUUUCUGAUAGUUAUUCGUAUAAAUCAUAUAAAGCUUCGAAUUUUUUACCAUAAAUAAGUUACGACUUUACGAGCAAUAUCAUUUUAUAAUUAACAACUUAGAUUAUCAGAUAAUAAAUGCUGACGUUCCUUUCCGAACAAUGGCGUUGCAAUGUGGCUUUUACAAAUAUAUUGUCCAACUUACAUUUUGUUGUUUAUUAGUGCACAUUAGUAACUAGAUAAUUGUUUUUUUCGAAUUUGACAAAGAUGUUUAAUUGUUAUGGAGCUCUUUUAUGUGAAGAUUAAUGUAUUUUUUACUUUGUAUUGUUGCAGCUUAGUUAUCUUCAGUAUUUUAUAAUAUUACAUUUUUCUAUUGAUAGUA